This is a messenger RNA of Heterobasidion irregulare TC 32-1, 1467 nucleotides long. RefSeq names its product glycoside hydrolase family 16 protein. Gene Ontology annotation, molecular function: hydrolase activity, hydrolyzing O-glycosyl compounds. The record is from RefSeq and is a predicted model, not a curated record. The coding region runs from base 1 to 1467 and encodes 488 amino acids. NCBI's taxonomy places the organism in Eukaryota, Fungi, Basidiomycota, Agaricomycetes, Russulales, Bondarzewiaceae. Gene Ontology annotation, biological process: carbohydrate metabolic process. The transcript is spliced from 6 exons.
AUGGGCGGGCCUGGUGUCGGUGUUGGUGUCGGUGUCGGCAUCGGCGUCGGCGUCGGCGCGGCCCCGGCUCCCGGCACGGGCUCGACGCCGUCGUUCCGCGCGCCGUUCCUCUCCCCCGCCUCGCGCCCGUCGUCCAGCCUCUGGUCCCCGCCCGCGCACGCGUUUGCCACCGCGCCGCCCCUCCCGCACGCCGCGGGCACCGGCACGGCCUCUGUGGCGUCGCUCCCGCUCCUGCUCCCGGGGCCGAAGCCGCCGCGCCCGACGACGCUGCUCGCGCGCAAGCUCUCGACGAGCGACAAGCCGUGGCUGCGCGCGCGCGAGCGGCGCACGGCGCUCGGGUGGUGGGCGACCGCCGCGCUGUUCCUCGCGGGCGUCGGGCUCGCGGGCGUGCUGUGCUGGCGCGGGUACGUGGACGCGGGCGCGGGGCUGAUCGACCCCCGGAACCUGUGCAGCGUUGUGGUGGACGAGUUCGAUUCGGCGGAUGGGAGCGUGGACGGGUCGAUUUGGGAUCGGGAGGUCGAGCUUGGCGGGUUUGGGAACGGCGAGUUCCAGAUGACGACGGCGUCGUCGAAGAACCUGUUCACGCGCAACGGCGAGCUGUACAUCCUUCCGACGCUCACGUCCGACGAGAUCGGGUACACCUCGGGCGUGCUCGCGGGGUACACGUACGACCUCCCCGGCUGCACGUCGACCAACGCGUCCGCGUGCACCGCGUCGUCCGUCGCGAACAACAGCGUCGUGAACCCCGUGCAGAGCGCGCGCCUCACGACGCGCAAGUCGUACUCCAUCCGCUACGGCCGCGUCGAGGUCCGCGCGAAAAUGCCGCGCGGGGACUGGCUCUGGCCCGCCGUGUGGAUGCUCCCCGUCAAGGACGUGUACGGCGCGUGGCCCGUCAGCGGCGAGAUCGACAUCCUCGAAGCGCGCGGCAACGCCCCGUCCUACCCCGCGCAGGGCAACAACGUCGUGCGCAGCACGCUCGCCUGGGGGCCCCUCCCGUCGCUCGUCGCGCGCCUGUACGGGUGGCAGGCGCGCAAGCGCGCGCCCUUCGCCGCGGGCUUCCACACGUACGCGCUCGAGUGGACGGCCGACUUCGUGCGCGCGUACGUCGACUCGCGCCUGCACGCGAUGCUGGACUUGCGCGUCGGCGCCAAGGGCGGGUUCUGGGCGGCGGGGAAGUUCCCGGCGACGGCGGUGAAUGGGAGCGCGGAGGUCGUCGUGCAGGACCCGUACCAGGGCAGCGCGAGCGCGCCGUUCGACCAGAACUUCUACCUCAUCCUCGACCUCGCCGUCGGCGGCACGAGCGGGUGGUUCCCGGACAACGUUGGCGGGAAGAUGUGGUAUGACGGCUCCGCCAGCGCGAUGGUCGACUUUGCAAAGGCGCAGUCGACGUGGUACGCGACGUGGCCCGCGAGCGACGAUGAUCGCGCGUUGAGAAUCGACUACGUCAAGAUGUGGCAGCUGUGCUGA